Neoarius graeffei (lesser salmon catfish) is the source of this 5446-nucleotide messenger RNA. It is a transcript of the gene ptenb, whose product is annotated as phosphatase and tensin homolog B. Lineage: Eukaryota; Metazoa; Chordata; Actinopteri; Siluriformes; Ariidae. The coding region runs from base 803 to 2011 and encodes 402 amino acids. Gene Ontology annotation, molecular function: inositol-1,3,4,5-tetrakisphosphate 3-phosphatase activity; phosphatidylinositol-3,4-bisphosphate 3-phosphatase activity; protein tyrosine phosphatase activity. The record is from RefSeq and is a predicted model, not a curated record. Gene Ontology annotation, cellular component: cell projection; plasma membrane; nucleus. The transcript is spliced from 9 exons. Gene Ontology annotation, biological process: negative regulation of cell population proliferation; phosphatidylinositol dephosphorylation; cell motility.
GCUUUUCUUAUUGGAAGCCAUGAUGGAAGUUUAGCAGCAGAGGAGCGAGUGAAAGGAAAAGCGGGGACUGAGCUGGAAUCUUCUGCAAACAGCUCCUUCUUUUAAAAUAAAUUAAACCAGGAGGGGUUUUUUUUUUAUCGUAUGGUGGAGGCUGUCAAAUUUUUCUUUAUGCAUUGGAAUACUGACGACGACGACGAGGAUGGUUGAAUUUUGAUGCGUUUGUGUGUAUUUUUUUUUUUAAAAAUGUACGUACCUGCUAACUCGCUAGCUAGCCAGCUAGCCGCUCGUUAGAGCCACACGGAGCUGCCUGCUGCUGCUCCUCACCGCCGCCGCCGCUUCCCCUACCCUACUGCUGCUCCUCAGGCUCAUUAUUCUGCUUUAGAAACGUCGGAGAGAUUUUUUCUCUCCGCAUUUCGGCCACAAUCACGGCGACUGCGGCGGAUUCAGAGACUUGGCGUGCUGCGGAAACCUCUCUGUGCGAGACGUGGAGACGCGUGUACCUCGGUAACCGGAGGAUUUGUGGCCGUGUCGGUGUGGAUUUGAGCGGCCGGACCGGGCCUGCUGUAGGCCCUCCUUCUCUAUGAGCGAGCAGCAGCAGCUACAGCAGCCAGCACACGGCCGCUAGCUAGAGUAGGUGAACAUAACGCUAAAGCUAGCGCAUCGGAAAGGACUGCGAAGAAGAAGAAAAGGGGGGAAAAAAGCCCGAAGAGCUUAAAAAAAAAAAGCCUUAACGACGGCAUUUCACCCGGAGGCCACAAUACUGUCGAUUACUUUAAAAACCCUAAAGACUCCUUUCACAGCUAUGGCUACGAUCAUACAGAAGAUGGUCAGCCGAAACAAAAGGAGAUACCAGGAGGAUGGGUUUGAUUUGGACUUGACGUAUAUUUAUCCCAACAUAAUUGCUAUGGGCUUUCCUGCUGAAAGACUCGAGGGGGUGUACAGAAACAACAUAGACGAUGUUGUACGGUUUCUGGAUUCAAAGCAUAAAAAUCAUUACAAGAUAUAUAAUCUAUGUGCAGAGAGACAUUAUGACGCUGCCAAAUUUAAUUGCAGAGUUGCACAAUACCCGUUUGAAGAUCAUAAUCCUCCACAGUUGGAGCUCAUCAAACCGUUCUGUGAAGACUUGGAUAAGUGGCUCAGUGAAAAUGACAAUCAUGUGGCAGCCAUUCAUUGUAAAGCUGGAAAGGGUCGGACGGGUGUAAUGAUCUGCGCGUACUUAUUACACCGAGGGAAGUUCGGAAAAGCGAAAGAGGCUCUGGACUUCUACGGGGAGGUCAGGACCAGAGACAAGAAGGGCGUAACGAUCCCCAGUCAGAGGCGAUACGUCUACUACUACAGCUACCUUCUGAAGAACCAGCUUGACUACAAACCGGUGGCACUGCUCUUUCACAAGAUGAUGUUUGAGACGGUGCCCAUGUUCAGUGGUGGGACCUGCAAUCCACAGUUUGUGGUGUACCAGCUGAAGGUGAAGAUCCACACGUCUAAUCCAGCACACACGCGGCGUGAAGACAAGUACAUGCACUUUGAGUUUCCCCAACCGCUGCCUGUGUGUGGAGACAUCAAAGUGGAGUUCUUCCACAAACAGAACAAGAUGUUGAAAAAGGACAAGAUGUUUCACUUUUGGGUGAACACUUUCUUCAUCCCUGGACCAGAGGAGAACUUGGAGAAGGUAGAAAACGGGAGUUUACUGAAGGAACUGGAUGGGAUCCAGAGCACAGAGAGGGGGGAGAAUGACAAGGAUUAUCUAAUCCUGAUUUUAACAAAGAAUGACCUGGACAAGGCCAACAAAGACAAAGCCAACAGAUUAUUUUCCCCAAACUUCAAGGUGAAGCUAUAUUUCACAAAAACGGUGGAGGAACCAUCCAACUCAGAGGCCAGCACUUCAGCGUGUGUAACCCCGGACGUUAGUGACAAUGAACCGGACCAUUAUCGAUAUUCUGACACAACGGACUCAGAUCCAGAAAACGAACAGCUGGACGAUGAUCAACACACGCAGAUAACGAAAGUUUGAACUUAUUUUGUUUAUGGGAAGACAAGAAAAAAAAUCUUUACAUAAACCAGAGUUGUAAAAAGGAGAAAACUUGAAUAUGAACUGAAAGCAAGUCCUUUUUUUUUUUUUUCUUUUUUUUUUUUUUUUUCCUUUUUGCCUCUCCGAAACAGAAGUACAUAAGUGGGACAUUUCUCAUGUAAGAUGCCUCCAUUUUAGGGACACUAUUUCUGACCAAUUUUUUUUGUUUGCCCCUUUUAUUGACCGUUGUUGACACCUCUAUAGCUGGGAGCAGGGGAGGGGGUGAAGUGUGCUGCUGCAUCUCCUGAUCAUAAUAAGGCCAGUGCUAAUGUCCGUUUCCAUCCCCUACAUGUCUCCCCCCCCUCCCCCCCACUGCACAAUCGUCCAUCCAUCAGGCCUUCUGUUUUACUUACUGUGAAGCUUUUCGUGCUGUCCGCAGACUAACCCACCCCUUUAAAAAAUAGUGCAGUACAAAAUUUAUAGUCUGCUAGCAUCAUUGCCACUAACGUAGUAAUAAUGAUUCUUCUGCAUAUUUGGUUAUAUGACAUUUUAGCUGUCCCCUCCCUCCCUCCCUCCCUCCCUCCCUCCCUCCCUCCCAUCCUUCUCUGUUAACUGCAAAUGCAGCAGGAAAAACACCGUAGCCCCAAUAUUCUGUCAGUGGUGAUGUUUUUAUGUUUAAUUUACCACAGCAGGGAAAUCAGUGUUGCAAUAAUGUUGAGACAAUAGUGGACAAAGGUUUGCAUGCUAAUUGAAUUAGUAUCCAUGUUGAUAAAUAAAUGUUAUAUAAUUUUAUUUUUCUCCCUUCAUAUGCAAUGUUUCUGCUGGCAUUAAGGUUUGAUUAUAUUUAGUUACAAGGUGACGCCCCAUGUCAUUCUCUCACCAGGUGUAUUAGUAUUAAUUACUAAGCCAUCAGUGGCAUUAUAUUUUGUAUCACAUGGGUUUUUUUCCCCAUUAAAACUGCUAACGUGUAAUUAAUCAGCUGGCACCAAGCAGAUCUGUUUUGGGUUCUUGCUUUAAGUUCUUAACGUCGGUCCGUUUACUGCGUCAGUAAGUUAAUGAUAUGAGACGACUUGUUUUGAGGUUUCUGCGUGGCCACAUUGGGUUGAAUCGCAUGCUAGUCAAUGUGCUGAACACACACGAGCUUGUGUGCUGAGGGGCUUGUGAUCGUGGCCUGGCUGUGUGGAGAAAUACCUGCUGAAUGCUAUGUAUGAAAGAGACUUGAAUGUAAGCUUGUGUUCCCCUAAGUGCUAUAAGAAACCUCGUCCAGAGUUUGAUGCCAUAGUUUCAUUUUCUCUCCAUCUGUGGAAUAUUUUUUAUUUAUUUUUUUUUAAGAUCCCCCCCCCCCCCCCCCUUUUUUUUUCCUUCCCCCAGACAUCAGAUUCUUGGCUCUUCAAACUGUUUGUAGCCUUAUUGUGUGGUCUAAUGAAACCUGGAUCAUUUGCUUAUUCCACAUUGGUGCUUCAAGAAACUGCCAAACUACAAACACACAAUGAACAAUAAUGUCAGAGCCAAGAAUGUGUGUCCAUGCGGGGGUGCUUCUGUCAGAUGUACUAUUUGUUUGUGCUCUGACUGUUGGAUGUCUCCUAUCUGACUGGCUGGGUUCUCUAGGUUUUUAAAGCCCACCUCUCCCUCCAUUCUUGAACAGGAUUCAUUCCUUUUGGAAUGAGGUGCAGCUACAGAUUUUACAUGUCUUGUGCUUGCUUCAGACAUAUUGAAGCCAUAUAUAUAUAUAUAUAUAUAUAUAUAUAUAUAUAUAUAUAUAUAAAUAUAAAUAAAAUGUGUCCCCCGCCCCGCAUGCCAAAUUGUUCGAACAUCUGUCUCACUGUGAGUCGUGAGCCAGAACAAAAAGUAAAAAAAGAAUCUCCAUCUCUUGGGCAAAAAUCUUUGAGAGGUGAGGGGUAGUGAGCAAGCUGCCUUUCUCCUGCUGUCAACGUCAUGUCUUCACUCUUCUCACCAACUCUGCGCACGUGCUGUACAACUUGCUUUCUUUUAGAAAGAAUACGCUCCAGAGGUUUGAGAAGGAGGUUCUCGGUCUUCUGUAAUGCAGCUGUACAGUAGCCAACCCAGGGAAAAAAAGACAGCGUUACAAAUCAAGGGUUAAGUGUUGUUUUUUUUUUUAAACAUUUUAUCACUGAAAACCUGCCAAAAUUAAGCUUUUUUUUUUUUUUUUUUUUUCUUCAUCCAAAGGCAGUAGGGAGGUAUUCUUUGCCUUACUUGAAGUUAACAAUGCUUACUUUCUGCUCUUGCUUUCUACCAUUUCUGCCCAAGCACUGACUACAUAGUACUUAUUUAAAGCUACUAUAACAGAGCAACAUAUUGUGCUAGACUUUUGCACAGUUACAGGUUUUUGCAGGGUUUCAAUCAGCAGUCCACAGUAUUUUUUACCCCCCAAGACACACACGCGCGUGCACACGUCAGUAGUCCCCUCUCAGUAAAAGCCAUGCAAGCAGUGGAAUGAAGUGUCUUGGUAUAAUCUGUGUAUUUCCCAUAGAACCAUGUAGUCCCUUUUGACUGAACGUGAAGAAAAGGAUUAUUUAUGACAGUAUUCAUAAGACCCUCUGCAGUUAUUCUGAUUUCUGAAUAUAUGCUGUUUAAAUAAGACAAAUCUGUUCAAGGGCAUCACAGGCUAGUGUCAGGUCGCAGACCAUCCUUAGGACAUCAGUACAAAACUCUACUACGCCAACUCCAACACAUUCAGACAACUUGGUUUCAGUACUGUAACUCGUCAAAUACAAACACCUGAAACCAUCUGCAUCCUUUAUGUGGCACGGGUUUAAAAAAAAAAAGUUAAUAAAAAUAAACUUGUGUGGAGCUCACAGGCAGCAUCAAAAAAUUGUUUCAGCUUUAAUGAUUUAAAAAAAUAUAUAUAUUAAGGUGCCAGUGUGUAAGUUUAAUGUCAUUAGUUUUAGCUGAUUUGUGCAAUAUGCUAUGAUGCCUGUGGUUACCACAAAGUGCCUCGUUUACUGAAAUAAAAAGAAAAAAAGUGCUUGUUUUAGACCCAGUUUUAGAACAUGGUGUCAUGCAUGUAGACUGACAGGAUGGUACUGUGCACUAACUCACCUGGGCUUUACACACUGCAGAGGACCCACGGGGCUUUAGCUCCUGCCACAUCCUCAUUUCCCCCCUCUCCACUUCUCUGGGUUCAGUUCCAUUUAGGCGUAAUGUAAACUCCUCUGGUAUAUUUUCAGUCAUUUGAAGAAACGGAGCCUUAUUCCAUUUCAGCCUGUUCAGAUAAUUUUGUGAUGUGCAACAGUUGCUCUGUGUGUAAUGCUAUGCACUGAGAAUACACAACCAACAAUGUAUGAAAUAUUGUAUAGGUUAUGUACAGGUUAUGAUGCUCAUACAAAUCACUUGUUUGUUUGUAAUUGUAUGUGUAAACUCCCCUUUAUCUUAGUGUUAUAAAACCCACAUAAAUCCAAUAAAGUCUCAUUCUUGUCA